AUGACCUCAGUACUGUUUUCAGAGUUACUUGAACGAGAUGUUGUGGCAAAUAAUUCAAUGUAUUUAAGAGCAAUAACCGUAUUUGUUCCAACAAAUAAAGCUUUCCAGAAUUAUGGAGGAAGCAAUGUUGAAGUUCUUUAUCAUAUGUCUACAACACCAUAUGAAAAGGAUCAAUUACCGAAGCCUCCAACACCAGUUGUAUCUGAUAUGGGUGGUAAUCCCCCAUUACAUAUAACACGAAAUCGUGAAGGUGAUAUUUUUGUUAACAAUGCACGUUUAAUACAGGGACGCUCGGUUGUAAUGCACAAUGAUAUUGGAAAAAAGCAGGUUAUGCACGUCUUAGAAGAUGUUUUAGAACCACUGGUUACACUACAGACAGCUAAAACUGAAGUAACUAAUCCGGAUGCAUUCUUAUUUCUGCAAAAUGCAGAUUUUAUGAACAUCGACAACCAUCGCUUAAGGACUUAUCGCUCACAAGUGACAUUGAUGAAAAAGGAGAAUUUAUUUUAUUCACCAGGUGGACAUACAUUUUUGAUGCCAGUCGAUGAUGGAUUCAAGUCAACAUCACGUAGCGGACUUGUUGAUGCGAAAGUUAUUGAUGGUCAUGUUAUACCAAAUAAUGUUUUAUUUACAUCAGCAGUACCAUUAGAUUCACGUUAUACAAGUGAAGCUUAUGCUGACAAUCUUAAAGUUACCAUUAGCUUUUUUAUGCAAGAGAAUAAAAUGUAUGUUAAAUCAAUUACAACAGUAGGUGAUGCAAAACAUCCAGUUGGUGUUGUUAUGGCAGAAAUUGUUAAAAGUAAUAUACCAGUAAGAAAUGGUGUUGUUCAUCUAAUACAGCGACCCCUUAUGAUUGUUGAUACAACAGUUGAUCAAUUUUUAAAAAAAGAAGAUCCGGCUGAAGAAUUAAUGGAAUUUCUUAUAUUAUACGAUGAGGAUAAUGAAAAUGGAGCGUUAUAUAAAUUUCAUCAAGCUAUUAUGGAAACUGGUGGUGAUAUUUUAGAUGAUAUAACGAAAAGUGGUGAAGUAACAAUAUUGGCACCAAGUAAUGAAGCAUGGACUAGAUCAAAUUUAACUGAUUUUUCAAAGAACAAGGAAAAAAUUCGAGAUCUUCUAAAAUUGCACGUAAUGAAAGGACGAAUUGAUGUUGAACAAAUUCGUAAUAAGAAUGCUAUGAUCAACUUAGAAGAAAGUCAAUUAGGUGCUGCACAAUGGUCUACUAUUAGUAAUAAAACUUAUUUAUAUUUCAAUAUAAAAGAAGAUCCAGAAAAUACUGUUGUAACAGUUGAAGGUGGUGGUGUUAAUGCAACACUUGAACAACCAGAUGUUGCACAAACGAAUGGAUUCGUUCAUAUUAUCGAUCGAGUUUUAGGUGUUCCAUAUAAAACAAUUUUAAUGAAAUUAGAAGAGGAUCCUAUGUUAAGAUCAACAUAUAAUCUUGGCCAGUAUUCAAAAUUUAAUGAGAAAUUGAAUAAUACAUUUGCAGUAUACACGUAUUUUGUUGCAACAAAUAAAGCAUGGGACAAUGUCAAUUUAAAAUAUCCUUCAACUCAUAAAAAAUUAUUUAUGCGAGAUUUUAUGUAUCAUUCCCAAAGGAUUUUAGAAAGACAUUUACUUUUAGCUGAUCAUGCAUUUACAAUUGAAGAAUUAUACAAUUUAUCAUCUGGCAUUAAUAAAGUGCUAUUACCAACACUAAGAGAUAGUUUGAGUUUAAAAAUUGAAAAAGAAAAUGAACAAUCUUUAACUGAAGGCGCAAACGAGGAGAAAAAUUGGCCUGAAUAUUUCUUUUAUUGGAGAAAUAUUAAAAUAAAAAUUAUUCGACCAGAUAUUGAAUGUACUAAUGGUAUUAUACACGUUAUUGAUAUACCAAUUUUAGAACCAGAUGAUGUAAGGAAUACAAUUGGAGAUUAAAAUUAAAAACCAUAAAUGGGAAAUAUUUGCCGAACACAGCACUACAAAUAUAAUAAAAAAAAAUUACAAAAAUUAUACAAAAUUUUUUUCCAAAAACAAAAAUAUACAAAAUAUGCAAUUGAAAAAGGAAAAGAAAAUUUUCAAAAACGUUUAUACAUAAAUGUUCAUGUAAAACAAUAAUUAUAAAUGCAAAAAAAAAACAUAAAAAAAAUACUUUAUAUUACCUGUAUUAAUUAUAUUACCUGUAAAGUUAUAGAAAUGUUGCUUUUAUGUUAUAAAUUUUCUUCACUUUUAAAACGAAUAAAAACCAAAUAACAAAACUAAAGUAUAGCUUCUUCAUACAUACAAAUAUAAUGAUGUGUAUAUAUCAAAAAAACGUAUUUAUAUAUAAAUUUAAUAAUUAAUAAAAAAAAAUUAAGAAAAAUUAACCUUAAAAUAAUUAUUGUUCACAAUAAGCAUAAUAAAACCAAAAUAAUAUAAUAAUAAUGUAUAAAAUAGUUAUGAUAAUUAAUUUUAAAAUUAAAAUUAAAAAUGAAAAUCAACAAUAAAAGGAUGAGACAAAAAAUUUUUUUUUAUUUUGUUUCUUAAUUUAUGUAAAAUCUGCACAGGAUGCUGAAAAUAAUGAUGAAACUCAGAAUAAAAUAAGAACAAUAAUAAAUUAAAUAAAAUAAAAAAAUUAAAAUAAAAAAUAGAAUUGAUAGCAAUAAAAGUAAAAUUUUAAUUAUUAAAUUAAUUGGAAAUAAAUUGAAAAUCUAUUAAAUUUUAUUUUUUGAAAAAUAAUAUUUAAAUUCAUAUAGAAAAAAGAAAAAAAGCAAAGAUAAAAGAAAACAUUUAUUUAUUUAUUUCUUAAAGAAAAAAUUAUACAAUUAAAUAUACAAUUUAUUUUCGUGUGUAAACGCCUCUUAAAUUAAAUAAUUAAUUAUAUUAUAAAAAAAAUCUGACAACCUGAUAAUUAAAUAGAGAGACAAAGUUAUUGUUUUCGUAUUGAUUUAUGCCUCAAUUUACUUUAAUUUUUUUAUUUAUUCAAUUUUAGAUAUUUCGGUAAAGUUAUCAUUUGGUUAUUAUAAAUUGACCUUCGAGAGUUAUAUUCAGACUAACAUUUUUUAAACCAAAAUUUAAGUUAGAUAAAACACAAAAAUUUAUUUAAAAAAAGAACAUUAUUUUGGUUUGAAACUCACAUUUUAAUGUUGAAAAUAUUUAAGAGACUGUAAUUAUUAAAAAAGAAGAAAACUAUUUAUUAAAAGAGGAAAACUACUUUAUUUCUGGAAUAUUUUAUUAUUUAUUAACCUUCAAUAAUUAAAUAUUUUAUUUAUAUUUUAAUGUUGAAACUCAAUAUUUUUUUGUUAUCUUACUAUUUAUGCACUUUGCUGGUGAAAAAAAUAAGAAAUUAUUAAAUUCAUAUAUGUACAUAUGUACCUUUCGAUUCAAGAAGCAUUUGCGGUACUAAAGUUUUAUACAUAUUUCGUAUGUUAUAUCAUAAUUUUUACAUUAAUUUUCAAAUGUUGCUUAACUUUUAUCUUUUUCAACUUACAAAUAUAUUGUUUGUACAUUUUCGUGAUUUUAUUCAUAUUUUACGAAGUUUUUAAUUGUUAUAUUCUCCCACAUAUUAUGAUAACAUUUUAAGUAUUCCCUGAAUUCCAACAUUUUUGGUCACUUUUUCAAUAAUAUUAAAAAAAAAUUUUAUAAAUAUUUUCUGUGUUAAUUUUAAACUCACGUUUCCCUUUUAUAGGAUGUUGUUAUUUUCGGGCAUAAAUCUUUACCUUACGUUAAUAUACUUUAUAUAUAUAUAUAUAUAAAUAUUUUGUUAAAAGAAAAGAGCAUCAAUUAUACUUUUAAUAUUCCAAAUAAUCAAUUCAAUAAAAUUAUUAUUUAAUGUAAUUAAAUAAUAUAUUAAUGUAAAAUUCAGUCAGUAGCUAUACGUCAAAUUUUAAAAAGUUAUAUAAAAAAUAAAAUAUUACUUAAAUUUUAAAAACACAUUGAAAUUAAUUUUAUAACAUAGAAAAUCUUAAAAACAACAUAGAAAUUCUUAAUUUAUUAAAAUAAAAAUUAUAAAUAAAUAAUUUUAAUUAGUAAAUUAUUAAUAUUCAAUUUGAAUAAUUUUUUAAAUUACAAAACAAAAAACAAUGUGGAUAAAAAGACCAUAUUUAACUAAAUAAACUACAUUUACAAAUUUUACAACAAUAUAAAAAUUAUCGGUGCUCAUUAUUAAAUUUUUUUUAAUAACAGAAUUAAUUAGACGUAUAGCUAGUGCCUUAUUGUUAAACAAAAACAAACAAAUAUAUUAAAUAUAAAAUUAUUUAAAAGAAUGCAAAAAAUGCUUAAUUAAAUUUAAAUUAAUUUCAUAUUUAAAUAAUUUAUUCCAAAUAUUUAUAUUAUAAUAUUAUAUAAAUUUAUUUACAAUAAAAAUUAUUAUUCCAAAAGUAUUUUUAAAUGAUUGCAUAAUUUUUAAAAAUUAAAUAUUUACCUAUUUGAUUAUUUAAAAAAGUUAAAUCAAGAAAAAAAAAGGAAAAUUAAAACUUCUAUUUAAAAAAAUACCAAAUACAUUAUUUAUUAAAAGUUAUUUUUAAAUUUAAUAUAUAUAGAAAUAAAUAUAAGGUAUAAAAAAAAAAAAUUUAUAAUAUUUGAGUUUUAUUAAAAUAAAAAUGACAAAAAAAAACAUUAUUUUAAACAAAUAAUAUUGUAAAAUAUAAAAAAAAAAUAUGUAAAUUACACGCAUACAACACCAAAAUGCACUCAUUUGUAUAUUUUAUAAUUGUUGCUUAUUUUAAUAAUUUAAGAAAAGAAAGAAAAAACUAUAAUAAUUUUGAUUAUAAUGUUAAAAAUUAUUUCAAAAAAUUAAUUAAUUAAAGCAAAUGACAAGAGAUGAUAAAUUUCCCGUUACUUAAUUAAAAUUAUUUUCUUAACACUUACAUUUAUGGUUAUUCUAAAAUGAAUAAAUAAAACUUCAGUUACUUAUCCAUAUAACACAAUUUUUUUAAAGAAUUCUGCAUAUUUCUACCCGAAUAAUUAUUUCCUAAACUUGAUGUUAAUGUUUAAAUUUUUUUAAAAUAAUAAUUAAUCAUUCUUAAUUUAAUUAAUAAUUAAAUUAUCUAAAAUUAAUAAUUAAUCAUUACUUAAUUUUAAAUAUUUACCAAAGUUGUAAUAUAGAACACUUUUAAUAUAAAUAUAAAAUAUCUAUAUUAAAAUCUUUACUUUUUUUUUCUUCUGUUCAAUAAAGUUUUUUAAGUCUUUUAUCGUGCUUUAAUUAAACCAAAAAAAAAAAAGAAUAAAUAAAAAAAUAAACCAAAAGAAAUAUAAUUAAAAAUUAUAAAUAUUAGAAUUAAAAUUUUGUGUCUUAUAUUCUUCUGUAAUUAGAAAUUAUCACAUUUAAAAAAAAAAAACAAAAAAAAAAAAACAAAA
Molecule: messenger RNA, 5310 nt
Organism: Condylostylus longicornis
Lineage: Eukaryota; Metazoa; Arthropoda; Insecta; Diptera; Dolichopodidae
Product: fasciclin-1-like
Exons: 16
Coding region: 1-1911 (636 amino acids)
Biological process (GO): cell adhesion; extracellular matrix organization
Cellular component (GO): extracellular matrix
Molecular function (GO): cell adhesion molecule binding
Source: RefSeq, a predicted model, not a curated record